AUGGCUGGUUCCAUACUCGUCCCUCUCUAUGUGUACCCCUCUGGUGGCGCAUGGGAACCUGUCUUUGCAAUGGCCACAUCAUUUCCUCAGGUGCAGUUUACCGCCGUAAUCAACGUUCAUGACGGACCAGGCUAUGGCGCAUUGCCGGACCCUGAGUACUCGCACGCCAUAACAACUUUAAAUGGUUUCAGCAAUGUACGCACUGUUGGUUACGUGGCUACCACGUGGUGUGAGAGAGAUUUGAGUUCUGCCCUCGACGAUGUUGCUGCAUAUUCCUUCUGGGGCGAGUACCAAGACUCGCUGGCCAUUGAUGGAAUAUUCGUCGAUGAGACUCCUACACAAUACUCCCAGGCUUUUGACUCGUAUCUGCAAACUAUUGCGCAAGCUGUUCACGCAAGUGACGGGCUAAAGGAGGGCUACAUCGGUAGGGUCACUUUCUCAUAUCGGCGCUGGUGUUGUAGGGGCCGCACGGAAGCCCGAUUCCCCAGAUCCUUGCAGCAGUUCUGCAUGUUGUUGCACCGGUCGUAUAUGCCAGAUCCUGACCUUUGCAGCCACAACGCCUGGUAUUGGUAUCCAUUGCAUCGGCAAUUGCAGGCGCGCAGGGCUGACAUUGUACCACAGUCCAUAAUCCAGGCGCACUUCCUGACCCACAAUUCUUCGGAGACUCCACCUCUCAGGAUAAUCACUCGCUCAGACCGGAUCUGA
Molecule: messenger RNA, 705 nt
Organism: Parastagonospora nodorum SN15
Lineage: Eukaryota; Fungi; Ascomycota; Dothideomycetes; Pleosporales; Phaeosphaeriaceae
Exons: 2
Coding region: 1-705 (234 amino acids)
Source: RefSeq, a predicted model, not a curated record